Molecule: messenger RNA, 1677 nt
Organism: Alternaria arborescens
Lineage: Eukaryota; Fungi; Ascomycota; Dothideomycetes; Pleosporales; Pleosporaceae
Exons: 4
Coding region: 1-1677 (558 amino acids)
Source: RefSeq, a predicted model, not a curated record
AUGGCUACUUCUACGGAGCGCAAGUACGAGUUCUUCGUGACGACAGACGAGCCACAUCAGCCAGCCGGUAUGGAACGAAGCACGAUCCGCCGGUUAGUGAUGCGGAACUACUUCGAUACCAAGAUGGCUGGGCCACAGCGCAACGUGCCUGAACAUAGUUCGACGAGCACAGUCGUGGCGGAGAAGCAGCUGAAGAGUCGUUUCCGGUUAUCUGAACCGGGAAACGAGAAGAAGAAGACUCUGAGCAGGCAAAGGGAAUACCUACACAAUAACAAUAAACGGGGAAAGAAAAGACCACAGGUUCUGAGAACAAGAUCUGGUCCUACACCGCUGUCCUCAAAAAUCGGUGCCGAAGACAGCGGGAUAGGUAAUUCCUAUGAGACGAAACACAGCACCAGUAGAAGAAACACUAGUGAGCCAGCACUCGAAAGACCAGUGCUAAAGACCGACCCCAAUAUCUAUCAUAUGGAUCCCUUUGGCGCUCUGCCGAUGCCAGACACGCCACAGCUAAAUGCGCUCUUCAGAUUAUACAAAGAUUCACCCAAGAACAACUCGGUCGGCCCUGAUGCUACGCACACAUGGAAGUCCUUUAUCUUGAAUGACGCUGGCUUGCUACAUGCUACUCUGGCAAGUUGGGCGCUAUACGGCAUGCUUGCGAAUGAGUCUCAUGAUCUGCGGGUGUGCGAACUCGAACACAAAAACGAAGCAGUUCGAACCGUGACCUAUAAACUUGCGAUGUGUCGGGGGAGCGUAUCUGACGAUGUUGUUGGUACGGUCCUAACACUGGCGAAUCUCGAGAAUCUGAAUGGAGCUUACGAUGUAGCUCAACUUCACCUCACUGCGUUGAGAGUUAUGGUCGAAGAGCGAGGCGGGAUACUUGCUUUUGGAAAGAAUGAUGGCUUGACGCGAGGUAUAUUAUGGGUAGAUUUUCAUGCGGCAGCAGCUUCUCGUACCACCCCGUUCUUUCCGCAUGUGUGGCUGGGGCCAGAUGCACCUCUUCCAGACAAGCUGCAUGACGAGGCAACAUACACAUCACCAACCUCUCUGCUUCAAUUAUCUUGUGCUGCUAUCGAUUGCUUCGAUAUCUUCUAUCGACUACACCGACUCGCGCUUGCAACAUCGUCGCACUGGACAGGCCGUGUUGCACGCGUGGCUCUAAGCAAUCUUCUCUACACUACUCAGUUCAUUCUCCUUUCAGUACCCGAUCGCUCGCAGGACUUUCUCAAAUUCGACCAGAGCAUCCGGGACAACAACAGUGAAUGUAACGAGUCCCAGAAACAUAGAGCAGAUGCAGCGAGUGUAGUUGAAGCCCUACUCGCAGCAGCUCUCAUCUUCAUUUAUGCGGUGCUGCGAGCGCUACCACCGAACACUAAGAUAUUCGCUAUCCUUCUGCGGCGACUGCGCACCGCUAUAGAUCGACCAAAUACAUCAGUGCUAGAAACAUGGAAACGCGAGAAGAACCUCAACAUGUUGCUUUGGGCUCUGGUCGUGGCAUGUUCUAUUGCAACAGAUGCAGAGCGAACGUGGUGGACCACACAACUCUCGGGGGUGUGCAAGGAAAUGAACAUCGGCAGCAGAGAGCACCUCGAGCACGAAAUGCGGCGCGUGGCAUGGACGGACUCAUUUUUCGAUGAUAGGAUUGAUUGCAUUUGGGCAGAGGUGACUGGAAGUAGGUAG